This is a messenger RNA of Oldenlandia corymbosa var. corymbosa, 903 nucleotides long. The record is from the annotation of a GenBank genome assembly. NCBI's taxonomy places the organism in Eukaryota, Viridiplantae, Streptophyta, Magnoliopsida, Gentianales, Rubiaceae.
UAUACUUCUAACCAAUCCAUUGGAUUAUACUCGUACCAAUAAACAGGAAGCCAGCUCUAACAGAGGCAUCAAUGGAGGAAAGCCGAAGUUUUCAGCACUCAAUUGCAGCCAUAUUCAUAGCUCUUUUGCUUCUGAUUAGGCCAGUUUGCGGCCAGAACGACAACAACAACAACAACAACAACAACAACAACAACAACUCGUUAUGCUCGGCUUCGAUGCUUCAAAGCUUCAACAAUUGUUUAGGUUUCAUUUCUGGUGGUGGAUCAGGAGGUUCACCAACUAGACAAUGCUGUGACUCACUUAAGGAUGUCAUGAGCGAUGGCAGAGAUUGUUUGUGCCUCAUUAUCACCGGAGGAGUCGGUUUUCAGAUACCGAUAAACAGAACUCUCGCAGCUUCCCUUCCUCGUGCUUGUAAGACGUCCGGCGUGCCAAUUGAAUGCAAAGCCAGUCCUGGUUCUCCGAUUCCAGCACCAGGGCCAACUAUUUUGAAUCCACCUCCACCUUCUUGGCUACCGGAGCCAACUCCACCGGCUUUUACACCACCGGGAAAUGAUGGAUCAGGGGAUGGAUCAGGGGCAGGGGAUGGUGGAAGUGGAACAUUACCAACUCCAGGAUUUACACCACCGGAUAAUACUGGUGGAUUUCCAGCCAUGACACCUCCAGGAGUCCGGCCGGAUUUAUCAACUGCCACAACUUCUCGAAGAUUUUCAGGCCUGAAUUUGAUAGUUUUACUCGGAGCUAUUGCUUUCAAAUACUUUUGAUGAGCUUUUCUUUGAGUAGAUAUGCAGAUUAUAGGUUUUCCCAUGUACAAAUGCUUUAUUUAUCAUUUUUUUUUUUUAAUAUUUGUUCAGACAUAUUUUUGGAUCAUGUAUGAUUCUUGGAAUCAAAAUAAGCAUUUUGGAG